Messenger RNA from Puccinia graminis f. sp. tritici CRL 75-36-700-3, 774 nucleotides. RefSeq lists its product as uncharacterized. The record is from RefSeq and is a predicted model, not a curated record. Bases 1 to 774 code for a protein of 257 amino acids. Gene Ontology annotation, molecular function: nucleic acid binding; zinc ion binding. Lineage: Eukaryota; Fungi; Basidiomycota; Pucciniomycetes; Pucciniales; Pucciniaceae. The transcript has 2 exons.
AUGUCACCCCUCCCUUAUGAAGGACAUAUCCAGUCCUUACAAAGCACACGAACGUCUGAACGUGGAUACAAUCCGGAGGACUCGGCAGCCGAUUGGGAUGCUCUGUCUGAUGUAGCGCGCUCGACCAUCAAGCUAACCUUAUUGGUUGAUCUAGCGAUUAGAUACAAAGACGUCAAGCCAGCUAACACGCUAUUCAAGACAAUUUGCAAUGCUUACGAAAAGAAUACCCGCGCUCGCCGUCUCCUGCUCGAGGAUAAUUUUUGGACUGCUCGCCACGACCCUUCCGCUCCGAUUGCAAAAUGGAUUGCUCGAGUUCGGACUGCCGCUUCCGAUCUCAAAAGCGUCAAACUGACGCCAGCCGAUCAACAGAUCUGUGAUCGGUUACUCCAAGGUCUGGAUGACUCCUGGAAGACUAUCCGGGACCAUCUCGUCUAUUCACCAAACGAAGUGUCCCUCGAUGAUGCAAUUGGUGCACUGGAAGCGCACGAAGUCUCAACAACGGCUUCACUCGAUCAUUCAGCCUCGGACCCAGUGUUUUCCGCCUCCGCCGCAAAGACAAAAACACGGGUUGGAUGCUAUAACUGCGGCCAAAGAGGCCAUCACUCAUCCAACUGCCCCAACCCUUCGCUCAAGAACAAAACAAAGGCUAAAGCAAACCUGGUCGAGACUUGGGCUGGUGCGGUAACAGCGGUUCCCUUAGGAAGCUAUGGAUCAAAUGAAGACAACAACGACGACGACAGCUUCGAUGAUGAAAUCGACGUCGUCUGGGGAUAA